Molecule: messenger RNA, 1714 nt
Organism: Megachile rotundata (alfalfa leafcutting bee)
Lineage: Eukaryota; Metazoa; Arthropoda; Insecta; Hymenoptera; Megachilidae
Source: RefSeq, a predicted model, not a curated record
AUGUCUUCUUCGUUCGAUAAAUCUCAGAAAAAGCUGAAACGAAAAAGAAAGUCCAAUUUUUGUAGUACGCCAGUAGUAACUGAGGGUAAUAGAUUGAGCAGUAUAAGUAUAUCCGCAGUUGACACAAACUCCUCGUCGAGUGCGAAGACAGUAAAUAAAGACAUAAUAAGAAGAACUAUAGAAACGAAAAAAAAGACGAGAAGAAAGAAACAAAGGAGAAAAACGAAACGGAAGUCUAAAAAGGACUCUGACAGUGAUUGGGAAACAAAGUGGGAACAGUCUGUUUAUGAUGAGACAUUACAUAGUUCUAACAAGAAAGCAGUUUCCGAUUCCGAUGAUGUUUUGUUUAUGGAUGUAAAGUCUCCGGAACAUGUUCGAGACGCUCCGCGCCUUCUUGACGAUCGGUUGGAAUCGCCGACUCUCCGAUUUAAUCAAUGGCAGAUAGAAAGUCCUAGAAAGAUCACCUUUGCGGAAAAUAAGGACACAUUACCCUUAAAGGAAUUGCCGUUUCUUAUUUCACCAGUGGAUGACUCUGAUGAAGAAGAACAACCAUUAUUUCUAAAGAGAGAUAAUGCAGUGAGGACGUACCUAAGAGUAAGGAACCCAAGGCAUUCCAAAAAACACGUAAGCAUUGAAAAAUGUAAACAAUGGUUGAUAGAUGUGAGGGUUCCUACGACGUCGAGUGAUCUACUCUGGGAUAAUUUCGUACAGAAUAAUUGUACAAACAUUAGCAAGUAUCUUGCUACCCCUCCAAAUUACGAAAAUAUAUCCUCGCAUCAAGGAAAGAGUGGGGAGACUGGAAAAGAUGAAGACAUCGAUCUUAAUGCAGUUACGAACGAAGGAGAGAAAAAUUGGAAAGAUUUUCAGUUACGCUUACACAAGGACAUGAAUGUCGUGCAUGGACACUGGGAUAAAUCCUUAGGAAAAUGGUCUCGAACAUACGACGAUUACUGUUUUCCUGCGCAGGAGGACGUGGAAUUUGGAGGGAACAGUGGAACGGCACAACGGAUGACGUUGAAUCAGUUUCUCCAUAAAUGUAAAGCUGAAAAAGGAAAGGUAAAAGAGAAUUCGAGUCCUUUAAGAAGCCCACGUAAUGUCGAAAAUGAUUCAAAUGGAACGAGAAACAAAAGAAGGCUUGAAUGUUUUGAAUUCAAGUCUAAACGUUCGAGGACUAUGGCGGCAGAUAUAUCAGAUUCGGAAUUGCAAAGAAUCAAUGAGCUUCGUAAGUUCGCAUCACGAUUGAAUGCGAAAGAAAAAAGUUUCCCUAAUGAAAUGUCGUUAGAUGAAACUACAACGACAUCUAGGUUGUCAAAGUUGAAGAGAGUAAAGAAACACGAAAACGUCACGAGAAGGCAAAGAAUAACCGCGAAAAAUAAACCUGCGAUUAGGACGGUAGAAGUGUUAUCUACCGUAAGAUACAAUAAAGAAACACAAGCAUGGGAGCAUAUUUAAAUAGCAUUUAAAUAAAAUAUCCUGAUAGUAUUAAUUUAUUUAUGAAAUUUACGUUUACAUUUAAUGCAAAGUAUUCAAUAUCGUUAAAUAUUGAAUAUUCUGUAGCGGCAAUUUUGUUAUAUAUUUUUGUAUACAAGUUUUUUUAUUGUAUAUUUUGGAAUGUAUUGCUAUGUAUCGAACGAAAUAUAAUCGUGUUUAUACCUAAAGACGUGGAACUUCUAAUUACGCUUGUAUAUUUUAAGUAAGGGAUCUUACCAUUAUU